AUGACCAGCGGGGCCUGGGAUGUCUGCUGCUAGGUGGGGGGAAUGGCUUGACAGGGGUGAAGUGUGACCUCCAGCCAGGCUCCAGCCUGGCUCCAGCUCAUGGUUCCGACCCACCAGCUCGCUUUCCAACAGCUUCCUGUUUUCCUGCAGGCGCUGUCCGUAUCCACACCAACCACCUGCUCUACCCAUGUGCAGCAGGGCCUCUGCCUCCACACACAGAACUUGCAGGGCUUUAGGAUUUCCAGGACUACUUGUUCAUGGUGCAGAAAUGCUUGCUGCUGCUCUAUGAGUAGUGAAGAUGACCUACUGCUUCUGCCAAGUCUUCCAUGUAAAGAGACAAUGGUCCUUGACUGGGACCCUACAGCAUCAUAACCCCAACGGGAAGCUCGUCCUGAUGCCGAUGACCCCAUGCACUGCCAAGGGAAGGACUUCCCUGCUGACCUGCUGGAGAAGCUGGCAUGACACAGCAGGGAGUGGAGGAUAUUAACAAGCAUGCGAGGGAAGCAGCAGAAACCACCACACCCAUUUUACAGAAGAGAGCGGGAAGAAAUGUUGUCAUCUCUUCUGGACAAAUACUGCUGUGUAAAACAGGAAGUGUCUAAAGACUGGCCUAGAGAAAGGAAGGGCAAGUUCUUCCUUUUGGAGAGAAGUGGGACUGACCAGGGAUACCCAGACAAAUUCAGCUACUGACGGAUGAACACCGGCAGCAGGUGUCAGGACGCCCAGACUUGCUCCCCAGCCCUCCAACAUGUCAUCAUCACCUCAGGCAGCCUCUGCUCUACCUGCACCUACCUGCACUGCGCCUUUCUUGGACUCUGAGUUUCAGGAAAAGUUUUUUCUUGCUGAUGUUAACGAGGGAAAAAUGUGUGUGGUACCAAUUACAUCUGGAGAAACAGGAAAACUCUGUUCACUGGUUCAGCUGUAUAAAGACAAUUAUUAUAGAACUACAAAUGCCAUCCAAAGCAGAAAAUACUUUACUGAUCUAAGCAAAGAGUCUGACCGUCUUGAACACCAACUUGCAGAGCCUACACAGGAGAAAAUUUGGAAGCAAAGUUGGGCUCCAUGUCCUCAUAAAUAUCAGAUCAAGAUUACAGAACUGUCACCGCUGCUUAAAAAAAGGUCACCAAAAAAUCACCUACAACAGAGCUUGAAUGAAAGUGCGUCAAGAAGGUAUGCUUCAGGCAAAGAUAAAUGGCAGAAGGAAAAUGCCCCUCGUGAAAAUGGUGCUUUACAGGAGGUUUUUGAAGCAGACAUGAAAAUUAAUUCAGCAGAGGACUUUAUGCCAACUUUUAAAGAUGUUAUUGGCAGAAUAACAAAUGCUUGUAAACUUUCUGUAUCAGAGAUGACAAUUACUGGUACACAAGAGGAUUUGCUGGUAGAGGAAUUAGAAACACUCAAAACAAAAAGAUUGUUGUGGCUUUCACUUCAAACAAGAGAACAUGAACAUUUAAGCAGCAAAAAUAUCGACACUUUGAUACAGAAGUUAAGUGAAAAUGAAACCCGAAAUGCUAAUCUCAGGAGAAGGAUACUUGAAAGGGAGAAACAUGUCAAAGAACUUUCAUCCAUGCUUCAGUUUAAAAAAAUCAAUGUACUGAAAGAAGACCACAUAUCAAGAUCGGCAAGCACAGUAGAAGCUCACCUGCAGUGUCAGAUUCAAAGAAAAGGAGUGGAAAAUGAGGAAUUAAAACUGAAAAUACAGACUCUAGAAAAGAAAAUAGCAGAGUACAAACUUCGAGUUGGUGAAUACAAGCAUCAGAUAUUAGCCUUAAGGGAAACAAGUGAGCAAGAGAAGACUGGUCUGAGAAAAGCAAUCACAUCCCAGAAACGAAAAGCUGCACAUUUUGAAGAAGCUGUGAAAAACUUAACCUCCAGAAUAAGAGAACAUGAAGUCAAAUUGUCUGAAAUACUCUCAGCUUCUGAUGUCUGGAAAAAACAGCAUGAUAGAAUGGUAGAAGAAAAGGCAAUGUUAGAAAUUCAAACAGAAGACCUUAAGAAGCAGAUAACAAGCCUUUCUGAAGACCUGAAAAGAAAAGAGGAAUACAGAAGAAAAUCUAAUGAGGAAAUUCUUGGAAAGCUAAAUUCUGUUAACUCUGAAAAUGAAAAGAUUUAUCUUGAAAAUGAAAAAUUAAAGGUUUCCCUUGCUACAUUGGAAAACAGUACUGGUUCUUUUGAAAAUGAGAUGCUAGGUCUGCAAGAAAAGGCAAAGUUACAGGAAAACCUUGUUGAACAGUGUAAAAUUCAGGUACAAAAAUUACAAACAGAAGUAGGAUUGAAAUCCAGAUAUGAAACAGUCUUAAAUGAAAACAAAAGAAUAACAGAAAACAAAUGUUUAGAAGUAGAUGAGGUGAAGGACAAAAUAGAGGCUGAGUCAAAGGAGUUAGAACAUGUUUGUGACAUACUGAAUGCAGCUGAGGAAAAGCUGCAAGGAUUUCAAGAAAAGCUUAUGUACUGGGAAAGGAUCAAUGCACAGAAACACAAAAACCCUAGGGAGCUACACGUUCAGGAGGAAGACAACAUAAAUUCCAUGGACAGUCAUUCCUUGGAAGUAGAAAACUUUAACAUUCAGAAGAAAUAUGAAGACCUUAAGAGGAAAUUAGAAAAGAUAGAAUUUCAAAAUGAAGAACUUGCUUAUCAGCUCAAAAAAGAAGAUGAGAGUCUUCAGUGCAGUAAAUUGCAGCUUGAAAAGAAAAUUGCAGAGUAUAAUGGUUUAACCAGACAACUGGAAUCUGCUUUGGAGGAAGGGAAAAAAAUGGUAGCUGAAGAAUUUAAAAGACUGUCAUACACAGAACAAGCCCUUCAGACAAAAAUACUACUCCUUGAAUCUGAACUGAGAGAGUGGCAAGAAGAGAAAAACCAAAUUCUCUGCAGAUUUCACCAUAAUGAAAAGCACCAUGAGAUAUGCUUGAAAGAGCUGGAGAACAGCCUACGAAAGUCAGAAAACAAGAACCAGAGCAUCCAGAAUUAUGUGCGGUUUUUGAAAACCUCAUACAUAACAAUGUUUGGCUGAAUCCUUUAACUUCAUUAAUUUUAAUAAUAAAGAAACUUUACAAGAUUUGGCUCUAACUGUUGUUAGAGUCAAUGCUAUUGAGGCCUCAGAAUUUUGCUGGAUUGAACUAUAUUAGUUUAGUUUGUUUUAGGAAAACUUCUGCUAUGGAUCUGGAAACAUGGGUCAAUUAUUGUAUAUCCUACUGGUUGGUUACAUUCAGAAGAUUUAGUUGGUAUUACUGAUAUAAAUAAUUGUAUUAUUCAUGGAACAGAAAAGAAAAGGCAGUCUGUGAUAGUAGUGAAAUGUGUGUAAGUGUAGGGUAUGCACACAGAGUUGUAAAUUGGUCUGUGAAUUUACCAUGUGUUAGGUCUUGUGCUAUAAAUUCUUGUGUGUCCUUUUAGUUCAUGGUAAAUGCCAGCUUAUCAUAAAUUACUUUUCAGUCUCAAUGGGGGAAGAGAACACUCAUGGACUGGCUGUAUAAUAAUUUGCAUAUCUUUGUUAUUAAUAAUUAUAUCUUAUUUAUCAGUCAUUAUCCAUCUGUUUCUGUAGAGAUCUAGCUGCCCAAGGUGAUGACACACAUUCUGUUAAGACAAGCAGGAAUUUAGAAAUAAUUAGGUUCUCUCCCUUUCUUUUUCCUGUAACUUAGCACCAUGUGUAAUGUGUAGUGUAGUACACAAUACUGCGCUGUGUGAAAGGCUUGCAGCCACCAGGCUGUUCCAUCCAGCCUUGUUCCCUACAUGCCACCAUCCCAUUAUGAAAAGGAGUACAUCUAUCUUUUACAAAUAUAAUUAGAAAAGUAUUUUAAAUAUAAAUAUAAUUUAAGCUCGGAAUGUGUUAAAAUACCCUUUCAUGUUGACACAGCUUCAUUAAGACAAUUAAGUGUUUCCGUGUUCUAGUACAAAGCUACCGUUCCCUGAGGUAAGACUUACUUAUGCCUCAGGUUAAAUGUGUAAAUAUUCAGUUGAUACAGGACUAAUACAGAAAAAAACAAUUCUUAUUCAGAAAGUAGCUGUUUACAGGCUUAUAGAACUGUGAUAUGUUUUCUUUUUCAGAAUAGUACAUUCAUAUAAGUUAAAUAUAUGUAAUUUAGAGCGCAUAUUUAAAUAAUAUUUUUGGACUGGAAACAGGUUGGUGCACACUCUGUUAUGCAUAGUAUUUUAUUGUUAUUUAUGUGUAGAAUGUUGAUGCUCUUUUUUCAUUAUUUUGCAAAUGCUCAUCCAUCCUAACAAAUACUGAUAUGGGAUAAUUAUCUGCUCAUGUGUACAUUUUGGAUAGAAGUCCAUGAAUGGCUUUUAAAAGGUUGUCCUGAAAAAUUGCAUGCUUUUCACUGAUUAAAUGAUACAAAGACAUACAGUAACUUGAUUUCAGCCUAUCUAUUGCUACUCAGGAAAUAAGAUCUUUUUCUUUUUUCCCUUGCGUCGUUUGCCAGAAACAGAUCUGAAGUUACUAAAGUUGUUGACAGCUUCAGGUACCUCUUUAUCUGUGAAUGUCCUGAACAAGUUUGUAUAUGGCAAGUUCUAGAUGCAUAUAAUAUGCAUACUGAUUGUUACUAAUUGUUGUAUAUCUUUGGACUGUAAGUGGCUCAUACUCAUCUACUUCUGAAUUGAGACAGAAAAAUUCAGCUCUGUGAAUUAACCUGUGUAGACCUUGGAUGUUCUUGAAGCCUCUAAAUCAAUCAGAUACUUGGUUCUAGAUGAUAAUAGGCAUCAGGAGCCACUCUGUGCUGCAGAAUUGUUAAGAUGCGAAAUGUUAUUAAUGUAUUUUGGAGAACAGAUUAAUUUAAUCAGAGAAGAACAGCGUAUUUUACAUCAUAGAAGACAGCAUUAGAGAAGAAACUUGUCCAAAAGGAGAUGAGAAUAACCAACAUAAUUGAGCUUAGCUAUUCCGAAGGAAUCAUAGGGAAUGUUAGUCAGUGUAAAGAUCAGCUGACAUGUAUACAAGGCAUGUAUUGAAUAUCAGACAUUCCUAAAUUCUGAUCCGUACAACACUUUUCCUGUGGUGCACAAGUGGGUUAUUCACGUGAUGCUGAAUCCUUUAACCAAGUCUUCAGCUGCUGAGUAGCAAAAAAAAAAAAAAAAAAAAAAAAGUUAAAGUGCACCUAUGUCAACUGGCUGUGGUUCACUUUGAGCCUAACGGAUAUUUUAAGUCUGAGUACAGGAGAUAAUUUUCAUGUUUAUUGGAGACAAAAUUAAGUCAAUUCUGCCAUGAUGGUGAUCACAACUGGCCCAUACAACAAAGUAGCCUGGACAAACAAAUAAGCUUUGACAAGAUCAAUUUAGUAUGCUUGGAAAAUAGCAGCUGAGCUGGAAAAAUAUGGGGUUAAUAGUGACAUUGCAUGUUCAUAAUAGACAUUUGUAAUGUUAUGUGGCCAAUUUAGUUUUAGAUUGC
Molecule: messenger RNA, 5374 nt
Organism: Cygnus olor (mute swan)
Lineage: Eukaryota; Metazoa; Chordata; Aves; Anseriformes; Anatidae
Gene: ODF2L
Product: outer dense fiber of sperm tails 2 like
Biological process (GO): negative regulation of cilium assembly
Cellular component (GO): centrosome; ciliary basal body
Source: RefSeq, a predicted model, not a curated record